Messenger RNA from Archocentrus centrarchus (flier cichlid), 5715 nucleotides. RefSeq names its product dishevelled-binding antagonist of beta-catenin 1 (gene dact1). NCBI's taxonomy places the organism in Eukaryota, Metazoa, Chordata, Actinopteri, Cichliformes, Cichlidae. The coding region runs from base 395 to 2974 and encodes 859 amino acids. Gene Ontology annotation, biological process: negative regulation of JNK cascade; regulation of Wnt signaling pathway, planar cell polarity pathway; negative regulation of canonical Wnt signaling pathway. The record is from RefSeq and is a predicted model, not a curated record. The transcript is spliced from 4 exons. Gene Ontology annotation, cellular component: cytoplasm.
CCGUCAGUGUGGAUCCGUGCACGGGAGCAGCGGCAGUGGCUCGGAGCUCAGCGGGAUCACUGCGGCUUCCUUCGGUUCUUCUCACGCCGCGGCCCCAGAGCAUGCUGGGAACUACCUGAAGACGCACUUGAGGAGCGCCCGGAGCCACCGACCGGAUUACUUGGAGCCGUCUUCCCGCGGGUGGACCGUUAAACCACCGGUUGAUACGCGGGGCUUCAGAGGAGAGCAGGAUCUGAGCUGGACCGCUUCUUGAAGGAGGGAGGAAGGGGGGGGCGGGGGUGUUUGGUUUGCGCACCGGGUCUUCUGAGGUGAGGGAUCCAGGUGAGCUCACCAGGUGUAUUUCCGCGGGAUGCUCCUGCCCUGAGCUCAGAGCGAUUCGGACUGCGGGGGGGAGAUGCUGCUGUCCGGUCCCUGCAGGCGGGACAGAACGGCGGUCCGGGAGCGGCUGGAGGCUUCCGUGUCCGGGCUCGGGGAGCUGGAGCUCCUGCGGCGGCGGCAGGAAGUGCUGGUCCGAGCGGCGCUGGACCUCCGGGAGCCGCAGGAGGAGGAGGAGGAUGAGGAGGAGGAGCGGCGGAGGGAGGCUCAGUUGAGCUCAGAGGAGAAGCUGCUGGAGGAGAACAUACUGCUGCUCAGGAAACAGCUGAACUGUCUGCGAAGGAGAGACGCCGGCCUCAUCAGUCAGCUGCAGGAGCUCGAUCGACAAAUCAGUGACCUGCGAUUGGACACGGAGACGUCACCUGACCAGGCAGAACCCGACAGCCGGCCGAGCUCAGGUUUCUACGACCUCAGCGACGCCGCAUCCGGCUCGCUCUCCAACUCAUCUAACUCGGUCUUCAGCGAAUGUUUCUGCUCAACAGCCGACGCUGACGGACGCCUUCCAUCCGCAGAUGAGCCAGCCAGCUGUUUGGAGUGUGACAUCCUGGUUGGAGGACUUUGUGAUGACUCUUCUUCUUCUGGUACGGUCCGCCGCUCGGUGUCAGCUCCAAACCCACCCACUGUGGAUGCAGUCUCCUCAUUUCUUUCCACUGACACCCAGUCUAAAUACCACUGUGACCUGGUGGCCCGAAACGGCAGUGAUGUUUACCGCUACCCAAGUCCGCUGCACGCUGUGGUGGUCCAAAGCCCUGCCUUCCUGCAGAUGUUGGGUUAUGGAUGCCAUGGCAGAGAUGAGGUAGACACUGCGGCUCUUCCUGCCUCUGUUUCAGACCCUCAUGUAUCUCAGAGCUCCUCCUGGCUGGCCUCCUCUUCCUCUUCUUCCUCCCAAACUCCUUCCCAUAAGCGACUGGAAAGCUACAUCUAUGGCCUUCUGCAGCGUAGGGCCCAGCCAAUCAGGACCAGCAAACCCAGGACCAGCAUCAGUGCGGACCCCUCAAAGAGCAUCCUUAGGCAGGCCAGUCUUUGCGUGAGGCAGCUGUCUGGUCCCAGUUCUAGUUUUGGGACUCUGAGGGGAUCUGAAUUUAAACCCUCCUGGCCGGCUGGAGGAACAUCAGCAGAAGGUGCUGGGACCUCAUCUCCACAGAGGCAGUGGUCUGUGGAGAGUAAACGCGAGGAGCAAGAGACCCAGAAUGUAUUCGCAGGUGGCAGCCUUGAUGUGAAGCAUAAUGGCCUCAGGAGGGGCAGCGGUGAGUCCGGGUCUCCUCAACAGUACAGCUUACAGAGCAGCUGCUCUGCCACCAACGACAGCAGCACCAACAGUCUGAGAAAGAAGAGCAAAGGGGUUCUUCAUCAUUCUGUGAUGUCCACAAAAACUCUGCCUAAAGACUUCAGGGAACUGGGCAGUCCCAAGGCUAACUCCUCCCCCAAAGAGACCAAGCAGCCAUGUUGCCCCCAUGACCAGGAGGUGCUCCUGAAAUCUGCUCCAGUCAUCAAAAUGCAGUCAGGUACUCCCAGAAACAGCCCGAGGCUCAUCCAAGGUGGCCCCACAGAGAAAGGUGAUAGGUCGGUGCUGGAGAUCACCAGUCUGGGGUCUUCCUCCCAGAGUCAGGAUGAAGCAGCGGGCGAAGGAGGAGGGAGUCACAUGGUUAAUAGCCGGUACAUCCCCACCCAGCAGCACAAACUCCGCAAGGGUGGCAGCAAGAAUGUCAAGGUGAGGAACUCCUCAUCGGUGAAGACGAGUCAGCCCUCUGAACACAAUGAGCUUCCGCCAGAGAGAAGAGGUCACAAAUACCAUCACAGGUCCGGCUCAAAAAGGUCCCGGUUCCUGGAAGAUGGAUGCUCCGCCCACAUUAAGGUCUCCAAGAGGUGUGCUUCCUCAAGAAUGAAACGCCUUCCUGCAUCCAUCCCAGAAGACCAAGUCCUGGACAGACACGCCCCAUCAGCACUAAACAGUAUGCGACCAAGUGUAUCCAAGCACCAUCACCAUGGAAACCACCACUGCUACAGUGGGAACCACCACCAUCAUCACCACCAUCAUCACCAUGGACGCGACCAGGUUGUGGUCGUUGCCAAACCAAAGCACAAACGAAACGAUUACCGGCGGUUACGCGCCAUCAUGGAGGUCCCGUAUGACGAGGCAUUCAGGCGUGCUCAGCGCCGUCAGAGAAAGGAGCUGCUUAACAGCACUCCAGCCAGCGUGUACCCGUCCUCCGGAGCGCGGCUGAACAGCACGUACUCUUACGCUGCAGGAAGUGACUCUGAGUACUCAGCCGAGUGUGCGUCACUCUUUCACUCCACCAUCGUGGACACCAGUGAGGACGAGAGGUCCAACUACACCACAAAUUGCUUUGGAGACAGCGAGUCAAGCGAGGAGGAGUACGUGGAGGGGAGCACCACCACCAGCGAUACUGAGGAGAGUGGAGGUGGUGGCAUGGGCAGGGGCCGGGGGCAGUUAGGGGGAGCUGGGGUCAGGGUGACGGGGCAGGAAAUGACUUCAGCACAGGCAAAGGCUUUUGUCAAGAUUAAGGCGUCUCACAACUUGAAGAAGAAGAUCCUCCGGUUCAGGUCAGGUUCUCUUAAACUCAUGACCACCGUGUGACCUGCCAGACUGGACCAGAGCCACACCUGCCUUACCCACACACCUCAGGUGGACCUGACCCCAACCCGACUCACCCAGACCUGGUGGACAGAUGGACUGUGGCAGGACAGGUGCUGCACGCUGCACUUACCUGGCGAAAAAAGAUUUUUCUGUGCUGAAUUUUUAACCAGCCCCAAACCUCUUCUUCACAUUAAAGCAGUUGGCAGUCGUUGUGGAAGACUGUGUGACUUUUACAGGUUGAUAUCCAACUAAUAAAUAGUUCUGAUUGGAUCUUUUGUUAUUAAACUCCAUGAGGUACAUUUUAGGCUAACACAGUCGAGCCCAGCUGAGUGACUUGGUAAACGUGACCUCUGUUCCCUCCUCUUCCUGUGGCCUUCACUGUGAUGUUUCAAUGCUAGAGUCCAAGACACCUGAUUGGAGACCACAUCAGCUCUCCAGAAUUUUCAUGUUUUGUAAUCUGGGGAAGCCUAAAGGUGAGCGCUGGGAAACUAGUUUAGAACAUCAAAUAAAUCAACAUCUGUCCAAACAGGAAACAAGUAUGAAUGUAGUUUUUUUUUUUUUUUUUUCAAAAACAUUUUAAAUCAAUGCUUUUAUUCUUUAAUUCUUACAAUCAGAAACACAAAAGUUUCCCAUUUUGAACUUCCUACAAAUGCAGCAUGAGCUGCUUUUUGGGAAGCUGUAAAGAUGUGAAGGUGUGGUUUGGAGUUUGGGUUUAGCCAAUCAAAUUGGUCCCGUUCUCUGUCCUUUUGCCUCAGCCGACCUGAACCUGGAGCCGGUCGGCUUCAAACAAAUCUAAACAAAUACUGUCCAACCACACCCACAAGUUUCCACGCUGAAAGCCGCCUGUCACCUCCUCGUCCUGGCUUCCCAGGGGAGGAGUUUGUUGCUGGGGCUCUGCCAGGCCCUACAGAUGAAAUGAUUAAUCACAGACUUAAAUGACAGACAGAGCGGGCAGCAGUGUCGCUCACUGAUUCACGCAGAAAUGUUUUAGAAUAAAUUAGUAAUAAAUCUGGUGGCGAUGGUUCAGUAGCUCUGCUGGCUCACAGUCUGACAACCUGUUUGUUAGAAGCAGCCUGAAGCUGUUGGACCAGGUCCUUGUGUCCUCUGGUCUUUUGUAGAAGUGGAACUUUAAUCUGGUUCCUCAGAGUGUCUCCAAGAUGGUUCUGAAAGUUCUUGAAAGGUUCCAACAAGGAUCCCUAGAUCUUGUAUUUCAAGGGACUGAUGUCCAGGAACUUCCCAAGGAAUCAAAAGCUCCUCCAGUUUGUCUGUUUCCAUCUAAAGUCAGAACAUAUCAAAGAGCUGCAGAUGUUUUGCAUAAUUUGUGACGGUACCGAGCCAGGAGGACCAUAAUGAUUUUUGGGGUUGAUCUUCUGCAGUUCUCAGACUUUGAGGCCUGGACUUGGACGUGAUGCAUGAUCAGCAGAUUGCUCCUGUAGCUCCACGCUGUGCCGAAACAACAAUUGCCUUUUUUUAAAAUUGAUUGUAAUGCAGGAAAUAUUCUGCACUGCAAACCCUGCCACCAGACUUCCCCAACUUUUUGUCUCUUUGAGCUUCAUUUGGACUCCUGCAGGUUCCUGAAGUGGUUCUUCAUUACUGGGACUCUCCUGCAGUGGACUCCAUAAAUGCUGGUUUGAGGACGAUCGUGCUGCAGUAACCUUUGUAUUUCCUGCACUUUGAGACAAAGCGUCAGUGGACAGACGGCGGUGUAAUGCUGGUUUUCUGUUGUUUGUGUGUAGCCUUUUUUUUUUUUAUUUAUUACCACAUGACCUUUGCCCUUCGCUGUGGUGCAGCACGCCAAACACCUGUAAAUGCUUUUUCUUUCUUCUUCUUCUUUUUUUUUUUUUUAAGAUGAUCCCGAGUGUUUUUUUGUUUUUUUGAUGAAAUCUAUUUAAAACCUAAUAUAUUUGCUUGGUACAUUUAGAAAAGCCCAUGUGUUAGUAAUGAUCUGAAUAUUUUUUAUGACAUUUAUACUCGAGUGUAACGCAGCCUUUUAAUACUGCAGUGAACUGUUUCUACAACAUUUGGACCUGUUUUUUUAUAAAGCAGUUACAGCGUAUCAGGUACAAAGGAAGGACACGUUUAGCCUAACUCAGAUGGAAGCAGGAAGUGUUUAAAGAUGUAGAAACAGAAAUGGAAACUCUGCAGUUUAUACUGUUUUUAGCCUGUAAUCAGACAUGUUGGAUCUCUAACACGAGUUUGUGUGUUAGUGUGUGAGGUCUGUGAAAGUGGGGUGGGGAGAGUUCUUAGUUUUGUUGGAGCACUGCUUGUAGACGUGUUUGUGUAAAAUUAGGCUGAAUGUGUCCUGCAGGAAUGCUUUCAUGGACUCAUCUGGUUCUGUGAAGAGGACUCAAAUAAGAUAUUCAAAACAUUGCUGGAAUUUGAUGAGCAGCCUUGAAGUUGUGAUUUAAAUUCUCUUCUCAUUUGUCCACAGUUUACACGUUGCAGAUAUAAAUAGCUCCUAAGCUUUACAAAGCCAUAUAAAGCCCAUUCACAGCUGCCACGUGCUCUGCUGCCUUUGUUGAGCUAUUUUGAGUUUUCUGUGAUUUUUCUUUUUUUUCUCUUCAACCAAACGUGAGACUUCAUCCAACCGCCAACACUGAUCCAGCUGCACCUCCUUCAUUCUGUAAAUGUUCACAUAUGCAGCUGGAAAUGACUGUUACUGAUGUAUGUGUGUGUACAAAGCCUGUGUAUGCCAACAAUGGUGCUUUACAUUUUUAUGCUUCAUUAAAUGUGGACUUUAA